Sycon ciliatum is the source of this 1599-nucleotide messenger RNA. RefSeq names its product keratin-associated protein 10-4-like. Gene Ontology annotation, cellular component: keratin filament. Lineage: Eukaryota; Metazoa; Porifera; Calcarea; Leucosolenida; Sycettidae. The transcript is spliced from 6 exons. The record is from RefSeq and is a predicted model, not a curated record. The coding region runs from base 1 to 1599 and encodes 532 amino acids.
AUGGCUAUGUCCGAGCAAGCAGCCAGAGACAUUGUUGAUCUAGUAAGCAGUAGCGAUGAUCACUUUGAUUCCGAGUUUGUCGAUGAAGACGCAUCAGAAUCAGAGGCGGAAGAGGACGAGAAUGAGCAGUCUACCAUCAAGAAGGAGAUUGCAUCUGCAGCUCAUCUCACCGUUAUUUUCGAUGCUUCAUGCUGUCUCUCUUCAUGCUGUCUCUCUUCAUGCUGUCUCUCUUCAUGCUGUCUCUCUUCAUGCUGUCUCUCUUCAUGCUGUCUCUCUUCAUGCUGUCUCUCUUCAUGCUGUAUUUCUUCAUGCUGUCUCUCUUCAUGCUGUCUCCCUUCAUGCUGUCUCUCAUCAUGCUGUCUCUCUUCAUGCUGUCUCUCUUCAUGCUGUCUCUCUUCAUGCUGUCUCUCUUCAUGCUGUCUCUCUUCAUGCUGUCUCUCUUCAUGCUGCUGUCUCUCUUCAUGCUGUCUCUCUUCAUGCUGUCUCUCUUCAUGCUGUCUCUCUUCAUGCUGUCUCUCUUCAUGCUGUCUCUCUUCAUGCUGUCUCUCUUCAUGCUGUCUCUCUUCAUGCUGUCUCUCUUCAUGCUGUCUCUCUUCAUGCUGUCUCUCUUCAUGCUGUCUCUCUUCAUGCUGUCUCUCUUCAUGCUGUCUCUCUUCAUGCUGUCUCUCUUCAUGCUGUCUCUCUGCAUGCUGCCGCUCUGCAUGCUGUCUCUCUUCAUGCUGUCUCUCUUCAUGCUGUCUCUCUUCAUGCUGUCUCUCUUCAUGCUGUCUCUCUUCAUGCUGUACCUCUUCAUGCUGUACCUCUUCAUGCUGUCUCUCUUCAUGCUGUGUCUCUUCAUGCUGUCUCUCUUCAUGCUGUCUCUCUUCAUGCUGUCUCUCUUCCUGCUGUCUCUCUGCCUGUCUCUCUGCAUGCUGUCUCUCUGCAUGCUGUCUCUCUGCAUGCUGUCUCUCUUCAUGCUGUCUCUCUUUAAAAUGCUGUCUCUCUUCAUGCUGUCUCUCUUCAUGCUGUCUCUCUUCAUGCUGUCUCUCUUCAUGCUGUCUCUCUUCAUGCUGUCUCUCUGCAUGCUGUGUCUCUUCAUGCUGUCUCUCUUCAUGCUGUCUCUCUGCGUGCUGUCUCUCUUCAUGCUGUCUCUCUUCAUGCUGUCUCUCUUCAUGCUGUCUCUUUUCAUGCUGUCUCUCUUCAUGCUGUCUCUCUUCAUGCUGUCUCUCUUCAUGCUGUCUCUCUUCAUGCUGUCUCUCUUCAUGCUGUCUCUCUUCAUGCUGUCUCUCUUCAUGCUGUCUCUCUUCAUGCUGUCUCUCUUCAUGCUGUCUCUCUUCAUGCUGUCUCUCUUCAUGCUGUCUCUAUUCAUGCUGUCUCUCUUCAUGCUGUCUCUCUUCAUGCUGUCUCUCUUCAUGCUGUCUCUCUUCAUGCUGUCUCUCUUCAUGCUGUCUCUCUUCAUGCUGUCUUUGCCGCUACUGGUGCUUUCACUGCUGCUGCAUUGCUGCUGCAUUGCUGCUGUUGCUGAUGCUGCUGAUGCUGCUGCUGUUGAUGAUGCUCCUGUUACUGAGUCUGAUGCUGAUACUGACGCUGUUUUCUGCGUGCCUGUGUGUGUGUAUGUGA